CACGGCGCUCAACGUACACGCGCUGUGCACGCUGUACCAGCAUCAUGACGAGGAGAUGGGGGCGGUGAUAUUCUGGCAGUACACGGCGUCACUAGUGACGGUGCCAAUGUUUCUGGCGCUGUUCCUGCACAUCUGUCAGGUGUACUUCUGA
Molecule: messenger RNA, 151 nt
Organism: Monoraphidium neglectum
Lineage: Eukaryota; Viridiplantae; Chlorophyta; Chlorophyceae; Sphaeropleales; Selenastraceae
Exons: 1
Source: RefSeq, a predicted model, not a curated record